GCGGCGAUGGCGGCGCGGCGCGCGCGGGCCGUGCGGGUGCUGGUGGACAUGGACGGCGUGCUGGCCGACUUCGAGGGCGGCCUCCUGCGGGGCUUCCGCCGCCGCUUCCCGGCCGAGCCGCACGUGCCGCUGGAGGAGCGCCGCGGCUUCCUGGCCCGCGAGCAGUACCGCGCCCUGCGGCCCGACCUGGCGGACAAAGUGGCCAGUGUGUAUGAAGCCCCAGGCUUUUUCCUGGACUUGGAGCCAAUCCCUGGGGCCCUGGAAGCCAUACGGGAGAUGAACGACAUGGAGGACACCGAGGUCUUCAUCUGUACCAGCCCCCUGAUUAAGUACGAGCACUGUGUGAGGGAGAAGUACCGGUGGGUGGAGAAGCACCUGGGGCCCCAGUUUGUGGAGCGCAUUAUCCUGACGAGGGACAAGACGGUGGUCAUGGGGAACCUGCUCAUUGAUGACAAGGACACCAUUCAAGGCCAGGAGGAGACCCCAAGCUGGGAGCACAUCUUGUUUACCUGCUGCCACAACCAGCACCUGGCCCUGCCCCCCACGAGACGACGGCUGCUCUCCUGGAGUGACAACUGGCGGGAGAUCAUAGACAGCAAGCGGGGUGCCUCACUGUAAGACUGUGAGGGCCUGGGGCUCCUCCAGGAAUAAGCCGAGGGACCUCGGCAGUGGACAGUGGCUGAGGGAAGGGAAGGCAGGCCAGGGAGGAUCCGAGCAAGGUCAAGUGACUGGGCACGGAGGGGCAGGGAGAUAUGGGGACCACUGCUCUCAUCAGCCAGACACUUGGACUUGGCACCUCCUGAGAUCGUGCACUGGGGCAUGGUCAACAUGGGAGCACCCUGGUGAAGGUGGUCAGGAACCUUUUAAUAAAAAACUUUGGCUCUCUGG
Loxodonta africana (African savanna elephant) is the source of this 888-nucleotide messenger RNA. RefSeq names its product 5', 3'-nucleotidase, cytosolic (gene NT5C). Bases 7 to 618 code for a protein of 203 amino acids. The transcript is spliced from 5 exons. Gene Ontology annotation, molecular function: 5'-nucleotidase activity. NCBI's taxonomy places the organism in Eukaryota, Metazoa, Chordata, Mammalia, Proboscidea, Elephantidae. Gene Ontology annotation, biological process: pyrimidine deoxyribonucleotide catabolic process. Gene Ontology annotation, cellular component: mitochondrion. The record is from RefSeq and is a predicted model, not a curated record.